GUGUAACAGGAUAUAAACAUCAGCUCUUCGGUGUGUGAAGAUGGAUAGUUCUGAGCUAAGUUUUACUUUAGCUUACCUGGUGUUUAGUCUUUGCUUUGUGUUCACGCCUACCGAGUUUACCUCCGCAGGUAUCACCGUGCAGCACCUGUUCUCCUCAUGGUUAGGCAGCGAGGACCGAGGAUUUAUCCAGUACCACGUCAGGAGAAGCAGUGUGACCCUAUUGGUCCAUACAGCACUACCUUUAGGUUACUACCUAGGCAUGUGUCUUGCUGCUCCAGAUAAAAACCUUGCUUACGUUCACCAGGUGAGUGACGGCUGGAGGACGUUCCUACUUGCCUCUCUCAGCCUGCAGCUGAUUGGCUGGUUGCUCGUCUUCUACUGGUCCCGCCGUAAUUGGACCAAUCAUCCAAUCUGCCAGACCCUGCAGGCCCAUGUCAGGCCCCCCCACACCAGCUGGGGCGCUGUGGCGUCCAACAUGAACACUGAAUUCAGACGCAUCGACAAGUUCGCCACAGGAGCACCCGGAGCCCGGGUCAUCGUCACCGACAGCUGGGUGCUCAAGGUGACCACCUAUCGUGUGUACAUGGCCCUCCAGUCAGAGUGUCACGUGACCGUCACAGAGUCCAGGCAGCAUCAGCUGAGUCCAGACUCCGCCUCACCAACACAGAUCCUCACACUGAGAGUGGAAAGCAUCAACCCGGCUGCCAAAGCCUUCACCAUCAGUGUCAACUCGUUGGAGUACUCUGAGCUCAGAGAGAAACUUCACGCUCCCAUCAGGAGCUCAGCCAAUGUGGUUAUCCAUCAGACCAUCAGUGAACUCUUCCUCGAUACCUUUAGAGCCCAGGUCGACCUCAAUCCCCCCUACACACUUCCCCCUGGACAGGAUCUGGAGCCAUGUAUCGGCUGUAUGCAGGUUCCUGCCAACAGUAAGCUUGUCAAACUCUGCAACUCUGAAGACUCCGACAGGGACUGGGAAUGUCAAACCUGUCUCUGCAGACCCAUGUGGUGUCUGUCGUGUCUCGGUCGUUGGUUUGCAAGUCGUCAGGAUCAACAGAGACCAGAGACCUGGCUCUCCAGUCGAGUCCCAUGCCCCACCUGCAGAGCAAGGUUCUGCAUCCUAGACGUGUGUGUGGUCCGCUGAAUACACACCGAUACACAAAUGCACAGCUGCUGAUGGAGCAUCUAAAGGACUGAUGAGCUGAGGAUGAGGACUGGACUCCAUGAACCCCUCUGAUUGUCUGUACACAGUACACAUGUAACCUACCUACUGUCUAUAUGUAAUCUACAGUAUCUGCUAUCCACUAUGACUCUUCAUGUUUCUGAUAUAAAUCCUCUUUUUUUCUCUCUCUGAUUUGAAGCUGUGCUUUCAACUCAGUAAAAAAAUCUUUCUCAUGAUACCAGAAUUAUAAACUUUGAUAUAAUUCUAGUUCUGUUGGCUUCACAUUAGGGACCUGGGCCUGGAUCUGAGUUCACUUGACUCCAAAGUCUGUUUUGUUUGGUUAGUGUGAACACAAGCAUGCUAUACCUGGGCCUGCUCUGCUCUAUGAGGUGGUCUUUGGCAUGAUCCAUGUGGACUUGGUCAUGGGACAUAGGAGAUGUGAAUGCAACUAUGCUCAACUAAAGCAGCGGUUCUCAACUGGUGGGUCGGGACACAAAAGUGGGUAACAGAGCUGCUUUUAGUGGGUCGCAAGAUGUGCCUGAAAAAAACUGACAUAAAGUCCAUGAUGCACAGAAAGUCUAAGCAGAUAUACAUCCAUACAUUUUAUUUUACUCAGUUUUCCCUGAUAUAAGGUAUAUUUUGGUUGGUUUCUCAAGGUAUGAACUCAUUUAACUUCUCUUUCGAGGGGAACAAAAUAGGUUCUCUAACUUUAAUGUGUAAAUAUCCCAGCGUAUCAAAAAAACAACUCAAUUUUUUUGCCUUACCAAGGGGAACGGAAUAAAAUACAAUGUAAUCAAGCAUAUCAGUUUAGGGUUUCUGUAAUGAUACACUUGUCCUGUCCCUUGUUCGAUCAUGUUUUGUUCCACAUAUGGUACAAACUUCUGUAGCCUUUGUUAAAUAAAUUUAAGUUGUUCAAAAUGA
Cheilinus undulatus (humphead wrasse) is the source of this 2080-nucleotide messenger RNA. RefSeq names its product transmembrane protein 129, E3 ubiquitin protein ligase (gene tmem129). Gene Ontology annotation, cellular component: membrane; endoplasmic reticulum. The record is from RefSeq and is a predicted model, not a curated record. The coding region runs from base 41 to 1141 and encodes 366 amino acids. Gene Ontology annotation, biological process: protein ubiquitination. Gene Ontology annotation, molecular function: ubiquitin protein ligase activity. The transcript is spliced from 7 exons. NCBI's taxonomy places the organism in Eukaryota, Metazoa, Chordata, Actinopteri, Labriformes, Labridae.